Messenger RNA from Marmota monax (woodchuck), 1427 nucleotides. RefSeq names its product solute carrier family 38 member 11 (gene Slc38a11). Gene Ontology annotation, biological process: amino acid transmembrane transport. The transcript has 12 exons. Gene Ontology annotation, molecular function: amino acid transmembrane transporter activity. NCBI's taxonomy places the organism in Eukaryota, Metazoa, Chordata, Mammalia, Rodentia, Sciuridae. The record is from RefSeq and is a predicted model, not a curated record. Bases 1 to 1389 code for a protein of 462 amino acids.
AUGGGGUACCAGGGACAGCCGCCCCUCAUCCCGCUGCAGAGAGAUCUAGAUGACAGAGAAACCCUUGUUUCUGAACACGAGCAUACAAGGAAAUCUUGUCAGUCUGCUGCUGUUUUUAAUGUUGUCAACUCGAUUAUAGGAUCUGGUAUAAUAGGAUUACCUUAUUCAAUGAAGCAAGCUGGGUUUCCUUUGGGAAUAUUGCUUUUAUUCUGGGUUUCAUAUAUUACAGACUUUUCCCUUAUUUUGUUGAUAAAAGGAGGGGCCCUUUCUGGAACAGACAGCUACCAGUCUUUGGUUAACAAAACCUUUGGUUUUCCGGGGUAUCUCCUCCUCUCUGUUCUACAGUUUUUAUAUCCGUUUAUAGCUAUGAUAAGUUAUAACAUAAUAGCUGGAGAUACUUUGAGCAAAGUUUUUCAAAGAAUUCCUGGAGUUGACCCUGAGAAUGUAUUUAUUGGUCGUCACUUCAUUAUUGUGCUUUCCACGGUAACCUUUACUCUGCCUUUGUCCUUGUACCGAGAUAUAGCAAAGCUUGGAAAGAUCUCCUUUAUUUCUACAAUUUUAACAGUUGUAAUUCUUGGAAUUGUAAUGACAAGGGCAAUUUCAUUGGGUCCACACAUACCCAAAAUGGAAGAUGCCUGGGUAUUUGCAAAGCCCAAUGCCAUUCAGGCUGUUGGGGUCAUGUCUUUUGCAUUUAUUUGCCACCAUAACUGCUUCUUAGUCUAUGGUUCUUUGGAAGAAGCCACAGUAGCAAAAUGGUCCCGCAUCAUCCAUAUGUCCAUCUUGGUUUCUGUAUUUAUCUGUGUGCUCUUUGCUACUUGUGGAUAUUUGACUUUCACUGGCUUUACCCAAGGGGACUUAUUUGAAAAUUAUUGCAGAGGUGAUGACCUGGUAACCUUUGGAAGGUUUUGCUAUGGCAUAACUGUCAUUUUGACAUACCCAAUCGAAUGCUUUGUAACUAGAGAGGUCAUUGCCAACGUGUUUUUUGGAGGGACUCUUUCAUCAUUUUUCCAUGUGCUUAUAACAGUGGUUAUAAUUAUGAUAGCCACAUUGGUUUCAUUGCUGAUUGAUUGCCUUGGAAUAGUUUUAGAACUCAAUGGUGUGCUCUGUGCAGCUCCUCUGAUUUUUAUCAUCCCCUCAGCAUGUUAUCUGAAACUGUCAGAAGAACCAAGGACACACUCAGAUAAGAUUGUGUCCUGUGUCAUGCUUCCCAUUGGUGCUGUGGUCAUGAUUUUUGGAUUCAUCAUGGCUAUCACAAAUCCUCAGGACUGUACCCAUGGGCAGGAGAUGUUCUACUGCUUUCCUGACAAUGUCUCCUUCACAAACAUCUCAGAUUCUCACUUUCAACUGACAACACAACUUUCCAUUUUAAACAUCAGCUUCUUUCAAUGAGUUGACAGUUUUAAAAAUAUGCAUGUUUUCAUAGACUU